AAUGGCGGGACAGCCGGCAAGUUUAUGGAUUAAAUUUUGCCAGCAAAGAAGAAGCAGAACACUUUGCUCAUGCUAUGAUGACAGCAUUAGACACAUUGAACAUUUCAGAUGGAGCACCACAGUAUGAACGUGGAGGUAUUUACCACAAGCCAGCACCAGUAACACCAGCUCCUGCACCUCCACCGCAGCAGCCACAGCAGCAGAUCUACAGCCAGAUUGGCAACCAAAAUGGGCCAUCAGAUAUGGAUAAUGAGAGACUUCAUCGCGACGAGUUCCAGACCCACAAGCGACAGAUGUCUGGUGGAGGAGUUCCAGGAAUGCGGGACUCUCAACCUCAUGACCCCCUCUCCAGUGGUGCCACAGCCUCCACAGGCUCCAGCGGCACCCCCAGCUCCCCCAGCCCCACCCGCUCCACCAGCUCCACCACCAGCCCCGUCUCCAGGAGGUGCACCCAGAGCACCCCCACCGCCAGGAGCAGGUGCCCCUCCACCUCCACCUCCACCGCCCCCAGCAUCCAAUGCACCCUCAGCAUCUAAUCAGGGAGGGCUAGCAGCAGCCUUGCAAGGAGCCAAACUGAAGAGAGUUGCAAAGCCUGAGGAGACAAGUGGAUCAGGCAGCGUGGGAGACAGAGACAGCAGUGGGGGCAUGGGCACCUUGGGUCGUACUUCUGGUGGGGGAGGUGGCGGCGGCGGAGGUGGUGGCGGUAUGGACAACAUCAUGAGUGAGAUACAGAAGAAACUGGCACAGAGGAGAGCAAAGGUAGAUAAUUCUGGACAGGAAGAAGGCAGUGGGGGGUCAGAGCCAGCAGCCACGCCCCCUGCCCCAACCCAACCCCAACCCCCGCAGGCGGGGAUGCCGGUAGAAGACCAUGGGAAAAAAAUACACCAGCACAAGGCAAUGGAAAGUUUGUUAAUGGAUCAGGAUCUCCUAAGCCGCUCAGAAAACGCAAUCCUUCCCUGACAGGUCAGGAGAAUUUGAGUAUGGCCGUAAAUGGAUCCUCAGGAGAUUUGGAGUCCUUGAAACAGGAGAUUCUAACUGAGAUGAGAAAAGAGCUGCAGAACAUGAAGAAGGAAAUCAUAGAUGUAAUCCGCCAAGAGAUGGGACACAGAUAAAGACUGUUACAGCAAGCAGGAAUUGCUCAUCAUGUCAUCAGUUUUUAUGUCGUCAGUGUGGACGACGACGACACCCCAGCGUACAGUGCUGACACAGAGCCAGGGAACAUCUUCCAACAUUGAUCAUCAUCUUCUCCUGUUCCAUUAAUACAACUACACACAGGACGAUAUACACAUACACACCACUCAGCUCAUACACACAGGAAUGCAUACUCAUGUCUUCAUCCCAGCCGUAGCAUCAUCGGAUAAUACUACUGGGUAACGCUGCUAUCAUCUUAGACCAAAUGGAUAUAACUUAUUCCGUCAACCAUAACCAGUACUUGCUUCGCUUUGUAGAUGUGUGGAAUCAGAAUACUCCCCAGUAAGCAAUAGAAAUAUUGAUGAUAAUCUGCAUGUGAACAUUGAUGAUAAUCUGCAUGUAUCUUGCUUUACGGAAGAGGAUCAAAUAACCCUAGUAUGUUUGCCCAGAAUCUGUAUACAAACUUGUUUAAGGGGAGAUAAUAUGUAUAUAAAAAGACACCCCAGUACAAGUAAACAGUUGCAACAGAAUAUGAAUGGUGUUAGUAAUACAAUAGCUUGCUGAUACCACAUGCUUCCUUGUUCCUUCUGUCAAUAAUAGUUCAUGUAAUUGUAAUGUAGUCAUCAGACUCAUGGAUCAUUGAAAGGCUUUAGUAAGCUACACUCCACCAUUACAGACAUUGAUUAACUGUAAUUCAAUAGUUGUCAUUGAUGAAAUAUAUAUACGGAGCAUUGUAAAAAGAAAUAUGCUUAAAUAUUCAAGUGUGAUGCAUGGACUUUGAUCAAAAUGUAGAGUGUGAGUUGCCUAACACUGAGGGCAGUGUACAUGCUGCAGUUAGUCUAGCAUUUAGAGGAGCAUGGAAUGACAACAGACGCUGGAGGGAUGAGAUCUGCAGAUCAAGUGCAAUGUAAUCGGAGCAGCAGUGCAUUUUGGGAGACCACAUCCGUCGAUUUCCCUGUUGUUGUAUUAAUGGACCUGGAAUACACAUUGUUCUGAUGACUGGCAUAGUGUACUGGCUAGAUGCGACCAGUCCGAACAAAUGAAGCUUUGAUGCUUGAUAAUGAACCAAUGGAGAACUCUGCCAAUUGUAUAAAUCUUUUCUAUUUUAAGGUGUAAUAUUAUCAUGAUCUUAUUAUGAUUUCACUGCAUGUCCUCCUUAUGCUACCAUUAUGUUCGAUUCAGGAAGAGCAGGUUUGCCACAGACGGUCACUCGAUGUGUUCACACGGGCUCAGAUUAUUAUGUGAUUAGGUUUAAAGCAACAGGCUGCAUGAAAGACGUACACCCCCAUCACCUUUCAAUGUAUCAUGUGGGGGAACCAUGUAAGGCACUGUCAGGAACCUGUGACUGGGUUCAUGCUUUCCUCAACAUUAAGCACACAUGCCGUGAUAUAACUGGAAUACCGUUCCAUGUGGCAUUAAACCCAGAUCCAGUCUCAUUCAAUAUGUCAUUGACAUAUUAAUAAUACAAUGUUAUCAUUCAGGAAUAAGUUUAUCUAACUUUAAUCUACAGCAUUUAUGUUUGUUCUUUUGUGACAGUUGUUCCAUUUCCCUGUUUCUCAGUGUUGAUUCAGGUGAUUUCUGUGUUAUCAUAGUCCUUGGUAACUAGCAGCUGAAACAGGAAGUUCCACGGACAGCUUUAACUUGGAUUGGCCAUUCAAGAAAUCUGUGUACAACAUAAGGCUGAUAUAGGUUUUAUGUUCACAGUGUUAGAGUUUUGUCACUUGCUGUCAAAGAGCAUAUCUACAUUCUCAGUGAAUGAGUUCUGUAGUUUGUGUGGAGGACAUGAUGUUAGUGUAUGGAGGCCUUGUAGGGGUGUAGAAGUCAAAUGAGAUGUGUUGCGUCUCUCACUGAUAGGAUGACUCAACUCUCAGUCACUGUUGCAAAGGGCAGCUCAGAUGCAAUGACAAUGCUGUAGUAAUAGGAGCCUGAUUAGGGCAUCUUAUUCUAUCAAAGAAUUCUAAAACUCUUUCAGUUUACGAUACAUUUUUAAUAAUUAAUAAUUAAUUGAUACGUUACUAAAGAUCGUUUGAACCUAUAUGAUGUGUUCUUCAAUAUCUUUUUUAAGACAGACACAAAUGAUUUAUUGGAAAUGUUUGGUGUACUGGUAAUGUAAGUGGUACACAUACAGAGCCUCAGAACCAGUUUUGAAUGUAUUUUGUGUGAUUCACUGUAAACUGAUAAUUAGUUAUGUAAUUUGGGUAAUUUAAAAGCAGUUUGGUGAAAAUGUUAAAGAUAAUUUGAAACAAUGAAAGACUUGACGUAGUGUUAGUGUUUGAGCUGCCCUGAGUCCUACGUAACAGCCAUUGCUAUGAGCAUGUUGUAUUCGUCAGUGGUUGAUAAUGAAUCCAAAGAGUCUUCACAUUCUUGAUGGUUUAGAGUGUAUGCUCAUUUACUGUGUAAAUACUGAUGUGGAACUUUCUCGCACUGUUUAUCUUGCAUUCAUAAUGACUUUUCAUGUAGUGGAUGAAUGACAAAGCUUAUAUUAAUCCCUAUCCCUGUGCAUGCCGAUUGUAUUCUAGCUGCUAGAAGCUACUCCUUUGCUCAGUACUUGAUCUCAAGACAAACAAGGGGGCUGAGGUCACUCAUUCCAGCUUCAGUGGAGUUUCAGCAGCAGUAACAAAUGACGUUUAAAUUUUAAGCAAGUGUUUCAUGAAACAGACUUUCUUUAAAGGAAGUAUGGCUUGUUAGUUUGCUUAAAUAAGUGAAACAUGGACUUGUAAGAUCAAACCAGUUAUAUUUCUGUUUAUGGUUUUCUUUAAAUGUUUGUGAACUUGCUAUCACUCAGUGUUCUUACAUUGAUAAAAGGGGAGAUUGUGUUCUUGCAAAUUUUCAGUCCAAGCUGGUCGUCAUAGUCAUUAAAAGUAACCUUUGUGUGCUGACUGAAAUUUCUGAUACUAUUGUAACAUUGGUUAAUUGGUUUACCACAACUACACAUUGACACUGUCUUAAUUUCAAACUUAGCAUUAACUGUUAGUGUUGAAAGGGGAUGGUAAGGGAAACGAGACCAUGGAUUGUGCUGAAAAUCAUUGUUUUCGGUUUCACACCACAUUCAGCAAUGUUCCCGGUAUGGGACAGUGGUCUGUCAAUAAACAAGUCUGGACCAGACAAUCUCACUCUUUAGGAAUGGAGGCUUUCACGCAUUCACAAUGACCUGCCAUAAUACUGCUUGGAGUGGUAAAGCUGUGAUCAUACAGAGUUACUUCCCUUGUACUACACAGCCAUGAGAACUUGUCAUGAUGUAUGGUUGCCUCAGCCCUGUCACCCAUAGAAUACAUACACGCAAUGUAAUUAACCCUUACAGUGAGAACACUGACAUGUCACAAGUAGGUGCUAUGCUCCAUACUAACUAUAGAGCUCAGGUGGCUUAAUGUUCAGUAACAUUGCUCAUUUAGUUUUAGUCAGUAUUGAAAAUGAAAAGCUCUUGCUGUUAAGCUAAUACUUGGGCAAGUCAUUAAAAUCCACAGUCAUGCCAAUUGUAAUUAGAAACCAUCAUCAUCUUAGAUAUCAAAUGUCAGUCUAUCAUUGAUGAUACAUCUGUGUAUAUUUAGGCCCAGCUCUGCUGAAAAUUUGUUGAUUUCUUCAAAUUAAGGAUAGCUUUUAACUGUAAGUUUUUGCUUCAUUUCUGUGAAAAGAAUCCGAGCUGAUUUUUUAAAGAUUAUCUUUGCUAAUUAUGAGUCUUCCAGACCAGAAACAAUCAUUGACUUGAAUGAUUUAUUGCAGCGUUGAUAUCACAAAUGAGUACCAUUGUACAUGUGACAGUUUUUGUCCGACAAUUCAAUAUUGAGGAAUAUUGAUACUUAAGAAAAAAUAUUUUUGUUUUCAUUCAAGAUUUUCUAAAUUUCUAAGAAAAAUUCAUUAUUGUAUUGUGUAUUUAUGAAUUUUUCAAAAGUUGCUGUCAUGAUUUUUGUUAUUGGCCAGCGUUCUUCAAACCAAUAACUCGGGUAUUUAGAACAAUACACAUUUCAUAUCUAGAAGCAAGUAUUCACCAAUAUUCUAGCUUUUAAGUCGCUUGAGGAAAUUGUUUAAAUUAUCAUCAUGUCCAAUAGAAUUUGUAGUUUGAACAAAAUGUUUAUGAAUUCAUCCCUUUAUCCUUGAAGAUGUGUUUAUUUACUGAUUUCUUGUGAUGUUUAUGAAUUUUUUUUGCACAUAAUUUUCCUUAUCAAUUUAAGUAUAUGUUAUGUAUCUUGUAAAUAUUCACAGCUAUUUGAUGACUGUGCCUGUGUUUAUUAUCAUUUUUGCAUGAUUGAUAUUUAACAAACUGUAAUAACUAAUCAAACUGGAUCAACAUCCCAUAUUCUUCUUAUUAUUACAGAUAUUAUGCUCAUUAUUUUUAUUUAUGUUAUACAUACCAUAUAUGUUCCCAUUCAAGCCACUUUACACAUUAUGCAACAGUGAAACGGGAGAUAUUGUAAGGGAGAUAACUCAGUCUCAAUAACUUAAUACUGGUCUCUUUGCUUGUUACUUAACUGUCACCUUUCCUCAUCCUGUGCAGUCACUAUAAGCUGUAUUGUGCCUAAUACUUGCAUAGUAAGCAGAUAUUGUGAUUAUACCAUAGGAACACAAUUAGCAACUUUUGCAUAUAGCUGCCCCUUAAAGUUCAGGUUUGAGGGCAUGUCCCAUAUUAGUUCAAAAGGUUCUUUUAUGACAAUGAUAUUACCAUUUUCUACAGCUUGAUAUUUUGAAAGGGUUAUUUUAUGCCCGUGAAAUAGUAUAUCCCGAAGUCGAACUGUGUCUAGCUGAAUAAAUAGUGGUUACAUUGUUGGCGCUUUGCACCGAAGACAGAAGAUUCCACAUGUAUAUAUACUAUGUAUAUAUAUUGUGAAGCCUAUUCCUUAUUUCCCUACAGUAAUAUGGCAAGACUAUUAGCAUCAAACUAUCACCCAAAUACACUAGUCUACUUAUUUGAAUGUUUUCUCUUAUAUUCAGACAUGUUUCAGAUAUGGUAUAUUAAAUAUUUACAUUCUUUUAUUUUGAUUGCUAAGUUUCUUUGAUUUUUUUUUUUUUUCGAUUGAUUUCCAAUGUGUACAUCUGGCCAUGCCUUGAAGACUGAACUAUAUGAACUAUCACUGAAAUACAAACAAUGUGUUCAGCUUAGACUUUUUAGUUUUUUGAAGUGCAUAAGUAAUUGUGAAUGUCAAAGGAAGGAAGCUGAUUCAGAAAUACAUUUACACAAUGCUGCAGUGAAUUAAUUUGGAAAUACUUGAGGGAAGCAUUCACUUGUCUGUGAUCAUAAAAAUAACCCAGUAACUCAACGCAUUGAUUUCUUCAUGUUUGUAUGUAGGAAACGCAAAACAUUAGCCUUUGUUUGUCCAAACAAAUCACCUUUUGUGCGUGCAAAAUUCCAUUUCUGGGCACAGCGAAUGAUUGGGACCGAAUCUGUUUUAAGCUACUCAAAAGACAUUAUUCUUUCAUAUUACUGAACAUAAUCUGUUGUUCCAUAACAGUUUAACAAUAGAAAUAUGAAAGAAUCAUGUGAUCCAUAACCUCUUUCAUAUUACAAUAAUUACUAGUCAUCCCAUGACAAUUAACUACAGUAAUGUGAAAGAUUUGGAUGGUCCUUAACUUCUUUUGUGUAGUUUAUUCAAAUCUCAUUUUAUCACAUUAUGCAAGUAUUAUCAGGGGAUAAAACUAUAUGCUCAAUGCUCCUUCACUCAGUACUGUAUCAUAACUGAGAUUCUGUGUGUCAAAAUUCAUUUCGGCUGAUAAGAAGUACACCAAAAACAUCAAAAUCCUAUUCUUCCAUCAGUUUGGUAGUUUGAAUAGAUCGACUUUUGAUUGGUGACUGUUGGGGUUCUCUGUGGAAUAACUUGAUGUCUUUUGGGGUAAUGUAUGGCACUCAAUACCGAUAACUGUACAUACUUGUGUGUAUAUUUCAUGACCUCAUAAUAUAAAUACAAAAUAUAGUAAGUGUGUGUCUUGUCUUUUGAGAUGAAGGGUAGCUGAUUGCCUAAUGAUUGGAUAUUAGAUGUUUUGAGCUGAUAGGAAAGGUUAAAAUCCCAUCUAAAAAGCAGUGUCUGAUAUAGGUUUCUGUUGCAGUACAAUAAAACAAUGACUUGAUCUUUAGUAAAUGAUUUUGUUAGACCAAAGGAGAUAGGUUCUAACAUCUUUUUCCACAUUUUUAAUUAUGAGAGACGUUGUAAAAGGUGUAUUUUCCUUAAUUAUCAUGGAAGCACAAAGUUCAUGGAUAUGGAAUGAGGCAAGAAGUGGUGGAGAAUGGUCAAGGCUUAUGCAAUGGACUUGAUGUGUCCUGUUUUAAAGAAAAUGGGCUCCGAUGAAAAUUAUGAACUUGUUGCAGCCAAAGAUAAGCAAUUUAGAGGUAUCAUAUUUGUUUGAUAGAUCUGUUUUUUCUGUUUGUGACAAACAGUACCUGCUCAGAAAACUUGCCAAGCUUCAUAGUAGAUUUUGCAUCAAGGCCAGUAUUGAUUGUUUAGCAUGGUAUCUAUCUGAUUUAUGUUCAUGUUAUUGUAUUAAUAAUGGACACACCCUUCAGUUAUGUGCUGAUACAUUACCAUAAUACUUGCUAUAGUCAAGGGACUGAUGCUUCUAAUUGAAAGCUGCUAGUAGACUUCAGUACUGAAAGGUAGUGGAUAUUGUAUGGUAUAAAUCCUUAUGUCCCUUUCCCUUCAAGGGUGCUGUUCCACAAAGGAGUCUUAGUGCUACAGUCCAUUGGAAGUAUUAUGUCAAUUCACUGACAUUGUUAAAAGGACAUUUUACAAUACAUAAAUUGCUACAUUUGUAGUCUAUGUAAAAGUAUGGAAGUUAAAAUUUUCAUAGCACUAAGAUAACUUUGUGGAACAAGCCCCUGAGAAGCCCCCUGUUAAGUUGACACAAUAUAGGAUCAAGACAUAUGAAGACAAAUAUUUCUGUACUUCACAUGAAUUAUUACCGCUCCAGAGGAUCCUUUGAGGUUGAGAGGGAUCUUCAAUGUGCUCAUUCUACUACUUUGAUCAGGAGUGUUACACAAAGCUCCAUGGAUUACAAAAGCCAAAUUUAUUGCCAGAUUCUGGCUGCUAAGUAUCAGUGUAACAUCGAAGCAUGUUAAUAUCAUUACUGUCACUAAUACAUGUGUAUAUGUCUUUUGUAUUAACCCCUGCAUCAAAGGAUUGCUGCUGCUAAUUGUAGGGUCAUACGUAUUCUCUGCAUGGCAUCACUGCUGGACUUUGAUAUCAAAUAUACAUGAUUAAACCUCAUUGUAUUCAGUGUGCAGGUUUUACAACAGUGUAACGUCAACUGCUGAGAGCUAAUUAUACCCCCAUCUCUAGGAGUCUAAUGGCAGGAAUUUCAACAACAUACUAAAAUGCAUGUGUGGUUUGAUCAGUGGAAGUUCCAAACACAAGGAAAUGUUUUAUGGUUUACCAAUCUUCAUUUGCAACAAUUCCAUAGCAACAGUGAUAGCAUCAUGAUUUGAUAUUUAUUUAUGAAUUUAUUUUAUCAAGUUUUCGCUUUGGCUGAUUGUAGACAAUUGACCGGAGGCCAAAACUGUUCACAUAAGUAUUACAUAAAGCUGUGACAUCUGGGUGCUGCAUCCUUCUGAUAUUUAUGCAGUUUGAUUAUGUGAGUCAUGUUAUCAUUCCAGUCCAAGUCCAUAAGAAGGCUCACAGUUGCCUCCCUUGGUUCAAGGACACAAGAAUGUAAUUGCUUGAGAAGAGUCACUUAAUAUCCAGUGCUUUUGCUGAAAAUGUUAAAGGAUGUGUGGUUUCUCUAGCAUCAUAAAUAAUGUGGGUUUUAACUGAAUGAAAUUCCUGUAAACUCGAUUUGCAGUUACUCAGAAUUACACAAUCGUAUGCCAGUUCCCCCUAGCUUGCCAUGUUCAUUUUGAGAUACCAGUAUCUAGCAUAAACACUUAGUGACAGACAUCAAAUGCUGGUCAGUGUUUUCAGUUAGGACCCAGAUUAAUUUGUGGUACAAAGGUGUACAAAGAAUAGCCUUGCUACUUUUAGCCUUUGGUUCUUGGUAUUUCUACACUAUAUUUCCUAGACUAUUGUAUAUUUUACAAAGGAGGACAGGAUUUUGGAAUGCUAACUUUAUGAACAUUGUCUUUAAUGAACCAAUUUUCAAGACAGUUCAUUUCUGUGGAUUUUUUGUUUGUUUUUGUGUGUAUGUUUCAUUGUUUACACUGCUUUUUAUUAAGAUGAUUGUAUUUGUAUUUAACCAUCAUCGAAAAAUAAAAUGUAGCAUCUUU
Haliotis rubra (blacklip abalone) is the source of this 9313-nucleotide messenger RNA. Its product is annotated as protein enabled homolog. Bases 229 to 960 code for a protein of 243 amino acids. Gene Ontology annotation, biological process: Arp2/3 complex-mediated actin nucleation; retrograde transport, endosome to Golgi; exocytosis. Gene Ontology annotation, molecular function: alpha-tubulin binding; SH3 domain binding; gamma-tubulin binding. The transcript is spliced from 9 exons. The record is from RefSeq and is a predicted model, not a curated record. Gene Ontology annotation, cellular component: recycling endosome; early endosome; WASH complex. NCBI's taxonomy places the organism in Eukaryota, Metazoa, Mollusca, Gastropoda, Lepetellida, Haliotidae.